AAGAAAAAUGUGAAUUAUAUCAAAUACUGUAUGCAACAAACAAACAUAUAUAUAUAAGUAACACAGGCGCAAACAUGGCUAGUAGCAACCGAUCAAGAUACAACAAGUGUUACAAAAACGUACUGCCGUAUGUAGCGUUGAUCAGCAUGGAGUGCACCAACGUGGGGCUCAACACCUUGUACAAAGCCGCAACUCUUAAAGGGAUGAGUUUCCAAGUGUUUAUGGUCUACUGUUACGCUUUGGCGGCCUUCCUACUCCUUCCAGCUCCCUUCUUUUCUUUCAGAUCAAGGGUGCUUCCUCCGGUGAAUUUCUCGAUCAUUAGCAAAACACUCUUUUUGGGAUUCAUCGGAUGUAUGGCACAGAUCUUGGGAUACACCGGAAUAAUUUAUAGUUCGCCCACGCUAUCUUCUGCCAUCAGCAAUCUCGUUCCUGCUUUUGCAUUCAUCCUUGCUAUUAUAUUCAGGAUGGAGAAACUAUCUUUUUCCACCAAUAGUACUCGUGUAAAGAUUUUGGGCACAAUUGUAUCCAUAUCAGGUGCAUUUGUUGUGACACUUUACAAAGGUCCCAAGAUUAUUUGGGGUUUAUCUCCAGCCUCUCAUUCUCCAUCUGUUGUUUCCCUUGGUUCUUCACAACAUAAUUGGGCUCUUGGCGGUCUGUUAUUUACCUCUGAGUACAUUUUGCUCGCAAUGUGGUACAUCGUGCAGACACAGAUAUUAAAGGAGUAUCCAGCAGAAUUGACACUCGUGUUCGUUUACAACUUAGAAGUGAGCAUUAUUUCUGCAAUAGUAGGGGCUUUCACAGUUUCAGAUUCAAGUUCUUGGAGGAUCAAGCCUGAUAUAGCCUUGGUCUCGAUUUUGUGCUCAGCCGUUUUUGGUAUGUGUUUGAACAGUGGUGUGCAUGCGUGGACAUUACAUUUGAAAGGGCCCUUAUUUGUUGCCAUGUUUAAGCCAACCUCGAUAGUUGUUGCAAUUGUCAUGGGAGUCAUUUUUCUUGGAGAUGAUCUCUACUUUGGAAGUGUGGUUGGUGCAAUGAUCUUAUCAAUUGGGUUUUAUAUGGUGAUGUGGGGAAAAGCGAAAGAGGAUACAAUGAAAGACGAUGUUGUAAACUCAUAUGUAUCCUCGACAUCAAGAUCUCCAUUGUUGCAGUACUACAAGAAUGAGGACGAGUAGACAAAAUGAAACUCCCCAUUAUAACAUUGUUUAUAAUAUAACAAUCAAGCACUUAGUUUGAAUGGUUCCCUUGUAAAUGAUCAUACAAGAGUUGUAUAACGUCCUGCCAUUAGAGAAACAGAAAUCAUUUUUCAUAUUGUAUAAUUAUUAGUUUCC
Messenger RNA from Erigeron canadensis, 1325 nucleotides. Its product is annotated as WAT1-related protein At3g28050-like. The coding region runs from base 75 to 1169 and encodes 364 amino acids. Gene Ontology annotation, cellular component: plasma membrane. Gene Ontology annotation, molecular function: transmembrane transporter activity. Lineage: Eukaryota; Viridiplantae; Streptophyta; Magnoliopsida; Asterales; Asteraceae. The transcript is spliced from 7 exons. The record is from RefSeq and is a predicted model, not a curated record.